GUAGGGAGGGCGGGGCUUGGCUGAAAGUAGGGAGGCCGAAGGUCUGAGUUCGGUAGUUCCAGCCGGAGAGACGAUGAACCCGGACUUGAGCAGGGAGAGGGCCGCCGCCUCAUUCAACCCCGAAACCAUCACCGUCAUCCUGGAUGGCAGCCCUGAGAGGACCCGCAGGAGGAGGGAGAUUGAGGGCCUGGUUCUCAAUGACCCCAGCUUCCAGCAUGAGGACCCCAACUUUCUGUCUCGCAGUGAGCGCUACGAGCUGGCCAUCAAGAAGAGCGCCCUGAUGGUUCAGAAGAUGAGGGAGCAUGGCAUCUCCGACCCAGAGGAGAUCUACUGGUUCAAGAGAACCUGCCUUGGCUCUCAAACCGACCCCCUGGGCUUACACUUCAGUAUGUUCAGCAACAUGUUAGCCCAGCAAUUGACGGACGAGCAGAACCAGAAAUGGUAUCCCCUUACCAGCCGCCUACAGGCCAUUGGCACCUAUGCCCAGACCGAGCUGGGACAUGGAACCCACCUUCGAGGGCUGGAGACCACAGCUACCUAUGAUCCAUCUACUCAGGAGUUCAUCCUCAAUAGCCCAACGGUCUCUUCUAUCAAGUGGUGGCCCGGAGGAUUGGGAAAGACCUCAAACCAUGCAGUAGUUUUGGCUCAACUUUACACACAAGGAGAAUGUAGAGGGCUUCAUGCUUUCAUAGUGCCCAUCCGCCACAUGGGUACCCACGAGCCUCUCCCUGGUGUGGUGGUUGGAGACAUAGGGCCCAAGUUUGGGUUUGAUGAAACGGACAACGGGUUCCUUAAGUUUGACAAGCUUCGGAUUCCUCGAGAGAAUAUGCUGAUGAAGUACGCCAAGGUGGAGCCAGACGGCACCUAUGUGAAGCCGCUGAGUGACAAACUGACCUACGGCACUAUGGUGUUCAUUCGUUCAAUGAUCGUAGGAGACUCCGCUCGCAGCCUUUCCCGGGCCUGUACCAUUGCCAUCCGCUAUAGUGCUGUGAGGCACCAGUCAGAGAUCAGAGCUGGGGAGCCGGAGCCCCAAAUCCUAGACUUUCAGACUCAGCAGUACAAGUUAUUCCCGCUGCUGGCUACAGCAUACGCCUUCCAGUUUGUGGGAUCCUAUAUGAGCCACACGUACCACAGAAUCAGCGCUGAAAUCCAAGCGGGUAACCUGAACGAACUGCCCGAGCUGCACGCCCUUUCUGCGGGCUUAAAAGCCUUCACCACGUGGGCAGCCAACACGGGUAUCGAGGAGUGCCGGAUGGCAUGUGGGGGGCAUGGAUACUCCCGUUGCAGUGGGAUCCCCGAUAUCUAUGUGACCUUUACCCCCGCCUGCACAUAUGAGGGGGAAAACACAGUGAUGAUGCUGCAGACUGCAAGAUUUUUGGUGAAAAGCUACAAAGCGGUUCUUUCUGGGAAACGACUUGACGGGAUGGUGUCGUACCUUAAUGAUGUUUCCCAGCACCGUGUACAGCCCCACCCCGUGGCCGGCCGAUCCUUGGUCAAAGACAUCAACGACAUUCAAAAUCUGGUCGAGGCCUACAAACAGCGAGCUGCUUGGCUAGUGGUGGCCGCUGCCAAGAAUGUCAACACUGACUCCAAACGUGGCAAGCGCAAGGAAGAUGCAUGGAACAAGAACUCUGUGGAUCUAGUACGCGCAUCAGAGGCGCACUGUCACUAUGUGGUCGUGAAACUCUUCGCAGACAAAUUGUCUGAGGUUCUCGAUGUCGCUGCCCAUCGUAUUCUGAGCUCUCUCUGCCUCUUCUACGCGCUGCAUGGGAUCAGCAAGAACACUGGAGACUUCCUUCAGGCUGGACUUCUGACCACUCUCCAGGUUGACCUAGUACAGCAGCGAGUGAAGGAUCUGCUGGCAGUUAUCCGUCCCAAUGCAGUGGCUUUGGUGGAUGCCUUCGACUACUCCGACACACAACUGGGCUCAGUUCUGGGCAGAUAUGACGGCAACGUCUAUGAGAAUAUGUUCGAAUGGGCAAAGAAAUCUCCGCUGAACAAAACACAGGUGCACGAAUCCUUCCACAAGUAUUUAAAACCACUACAGUCCAAACUGUGAUCCGCCCAUCAGUCCUGCUGAACCCCAAUGUGGAAACAAAGCAAUUCUCUUUCCUUAAAUAACCUCCCAUCUAAGUGAUGAAAUUGUGUUCCUAAUUGCUGUCAAAUUCUGUCUAUUAACAAGGGGCCAAAGCUGUAAGCAGAGCAAUGGCACUUCCAAUUGACUCUUUGGCGCUGCCUGUGGCUGCUCUAGGUACAGCACCGACCUGAAGAAAGCAAAGGCCUAAGCACUCAGCCUUUAGAAAAACAGCAUUGUUUGUAUAGCGGUUAAUAAACCAACCUCCAGUUAACCUCUUAGAAUAAUAGACAAUGAUAUUCUAAAGUUUAGUGGAGGGUCUAGAACUCUUCAACAGUUUCCUGUCUGGUUGCCAGGGUCACUGACUUUAGCAACCAGCCAUUACCAGAAGAAAGAGGGAGGCGUGCUGAAGGGAAAGAUAAACAAUACACAAUUAUAAUACAAAUCUGCUUUUUGGGUUGCCAGGGGAACGUCCCUAAAAACAACAUAGGAUUUUCAGUUUUGCUUCAGAAAGAAACCAAAUAGAAGAGCAUGUAAAAGACCAACUGAAACAAUACAGAUCUGCUUUUGACCACAUGGCCAAGGAAGGGAAUAUUUGACCAAUGCACUGGGCAGUGUUUACUGUAAUGUUUCACUGUUGCCUUCUGAUGGGCGGCUGAGACGGUCUCACCAUCGGGAUAAAGAGUAUGAAAUGUAAUUAAUCUGUUAAUUUUUAUGUAAAGAUGAUAAUAAAGUUCUGUCCUUUCUUA
Molecule: messenger RNA, 2823 nt
Organism: Xenopus tropicalis (tropical clawed frog)
Lineage: Eukaryota; Metazoa; Chordata; Amphibia; Anura; Pipidae
Gene: acox1
Product: acyl-CoA oxidase 1, palmitoyl
Exons: 14
Coding region: 74-2059 (661 amino acids)
Biological process (GO): fatty acid metabolic process; fatty acid beta-oxidation; fatty acid beta-oxidation using acyl-CoA oxidase
Cellular component (GO): peroxisome
Molecular function (GO): fatty acid binding; FAD binding; oxidoreductase activity, acting on the CH-CH group of donors
Source: RefSeq, a predicted model, not a curated record